AUGCCGGGCCAAGUAGCUACUGAGGGUAUGGGUUGGGGAGGUCAGGGAUUUGGAUACGGAGCACCAUUCGUUGCUCCUUGUGCACCGGCUCCCUUGAUUUCUUCCGAAUGGACACCUUUAGGACCAGCUACAGUUCCUUCAUCGAAUGGUGGCGGUUUCAUUGUAAGAAGUUCCUCCCCUAUCCCGCCUAUCGGUGUCUCUGUUAUCUCGGACAAUGAGUACGCAGGUCCUCUAGCUGUUGGUGGUCAGCUCCCAUUCUUAGGUACUGUCGGGUUGGAGGGGGCUCUUUCAAGUACAGGAUCGGGAACUGUUUCAUAUGGUUGCGGUAAUGGUAACGUUGGAAUUUUGAGCGAGAACAUUCUCCCCACAGCAACAGAAAUAAGUUACGGUAACGGCUUAGCUCCUGGUUUUGCUGGAGUCAGCUACGGAUUUGGACCUGGAAAUUUCGGUCUAAACGGUCUCAAUAAAUGUGAAGGUCUACAAGGUGCUUAA
Messenger RNA from Parnassius apollo (apollo), 492 nucleotides. The record is from the annotation of a GenBank genome assembly. Lineage: Eukaryota; Metazoa; Arthropoda; Insecta; Lepidoptera; Papilionidae.